Heterocephalus glaber (naked mole-rat) is the source of this 3121-nucleotide messenger RNA. RefSeq names its product insulin induced gene 1 (gene Insig1). NCBI's taxonomy places the organism in Eukaryota, Metazoa, Chordata, Mammalia, Rodentia, Bathyergidae. Gene Ontology annotation, cellular component: SREBP-SCAP-Insig complex; endoplasmic reticulum. Gene Ontology annotation, biological process: SREBP signaling pathway; SREBP-SCAP complex retention in endoplasmic reticulum; cholesterol biosynthetic process. The record is from RefSeq and is a predicted model, not a curated record.
AUGUCACAAAGCCUUCGCCAGCGCGCGUGGGGCCUCACGAAGUGCCCGGUCGGGGCGGCUCCUCGAAUUCAAGCCACUUUCGAAUUCAACCCUGCGUUCGAAUUCAACCCUGCGUCCGAAUUCAACCCUGCGUCCGACUUCCGCCCUCGUAUCCCAGCCUCCUGCGCCGCGAGGCUCUGCGCGCUCCCGCCGGACGCGUGCCGGCGCGCGCCGCGGUGGCCGCCGCGGCCGGGUGCACCGCCUCUUCCUCCUCCUCUUCCUCGGGUCUCCGCCGCUGCCCCGCCUCCGCCCGCCCGCCCGCCCGCUCGCUCGCUCGCCCGCUCGCUCGCUCGCCCGCUCGCUCGCUCUCUGGCCGCGGGCGGGCGCCCCUUAGCAGGACCUUCAGCGCGGCGCGCACUGAUGCCCAGGCUGCACGACCACUUCUGGAGCUGUCCCUGCGCCGUGCGGCGCCCCAGCCCCCUACGAGCCAGUGCCGCCCCGCGGCUAGGCAUGCUGGCCGCCCCCGCGCCCUCUGGCCUCAGGGCCACGGACUCCAGCCCCGCGCCCCGGGGCCCGCGGGCCAGCAGCGGGCACCACGACCUGGUGCAGAGGAGCCUUGUGCUCUUCUCGGUCGGAGUCGUCCUGGCCCUGGUGCUCAACCUGCUGCAGAUCCAGAGGAAUGUCACUCUCUUCCCGGACGAAGUGAUCGCCACCAUCUUCUCCUCGGCCUGGUGGGUGCCACCGUGCUGCGGGACGGCCGCUGCUGUUGUCGGCUUACUGUACCCCUGUAUCGACAGUCACCUGGGAGAGCCCCACAAGUUCAAGAGAGAGUGGGCAAGCGUCAUGCGCUGUAUCGCAGUUUUUGUUGGCAUUAACCAUGCCAGUGCUAAAUUGGAUUUUGCCAAUAAUGUCCAGCUGUCCUUGACCUUGGCAGCCCUGUCCUUGGGCCUUUGGUGGACAUUUGAUCGCUCCAGAAGCGGCCUUGGGCUGGGGAUUACCAUUGCCUUCCUGGCGACACUCAUCACCCAGUUCCUUGUGUAUAACGGUGUCUAUCAGUAUACAUCCCCUGAUUUCCUCUAUAUUCGUUCAUGGCUCCCAUGCAUAUUUUUCUCAGGAGGUGUCACAGUGGGAAACAUAGGGCGACAGUUAGCUAUGGGUGUUCCUGAAAAGCCCCAUAGUGACUGAGCUUUCAAACCCACUGAUUCUGAGGAAUAAGAAACCAGAUUUGUGAAGAAACUCUGAGACAGUGGGUUGUGAUGAAGAUAAUCGAUCUUUCUCCUAAAUACUCUAUUUAGAUUGGGCUGACUGUACACAUGACUCCGGAAGAAAUGUCCACCUAGAAAUGUCUAGAAUAGCAAAGUGGAGACAGUGCUUACCUUGAAGUCUUACCAUGACUGAGCACGUGGCACCUCCCCGUGCCCUGGAGCGCCCUGUCCCAGGCUGUGUGGGCAGCCAUCAGGGGCAGUUUCCCAAGUAUUAGAUCACAUUCCUUUUAUUAAAAACAAGUUGCCAUAUUUAAAGCCUUGAACUAAAACUUAAUUACCAACUCUCAGUUUGUACUAGUGCCCAAAGGAAAUAGGUUGAUGGUGCUUAACAAAGAUGAAGUAUGGUGUAAUAGGAAUAUUUAUCCAAAAGAUUUUUAAAAUAGGGUUGUGUGAAAAAAGCAAAACAAAACAGGAGCAGCAGUGAGUGAAGGGAGGUGGCACUCCAAGGGGAUCACGUUGUAGAAGCUCAUGGUCACACUUGCUGCUGUGGCACAGUGCUCACCCCUGCAGUCACGCACACGUGUGUGUCAUGGGGAGCAGGCCAAGCUUUGCGUUCUGCCUGUGAUGCUUUGUGUAGACAAUCUUAGGAGAGGAAGAAGCAGUGAGAAGUCAUAAUCCUACACUGAUCAUGAAACGUUGACCUCAGUUUGUGACGUUUUAUCCAAAAUCUAAUCAUCUAAGAGUGUUUAACUGUCUGCCAUGUAUUUUAGUGUCAGUGAACCAAAAUUGUUUCUCUGUGACUCCAGAGUAGAGAGGACUAUUUUUUCCACAGCCCUAUGGAACUUGCAAUCUGUGAUUGCCGUGUAAAAAGAAGAGUGCGUAUGUCACUGCAUUGCCCGCGUGAUGUUUCUAAACAUUCGACGAUAGUGGUGAGCACAGUGUAUUCAUUUAAUGGCAUAGACCAUGUCGGACCUAAUUUGCAAGUAUUGGGUCUUAAACUUCAAGUGCAAUGUACAUGAAAACCAAUCUGAGCCUUGUAUCCUCUUAAAUAUUUAUUUUUUUUAUUGUCUGAGAUGCUCCAGAGAAGGGUUCUCCAUUCAUUUCAGUGCCGCAGGGAGGCAGUUCAGCAAUACUUCUUAGUCUCAAAGUCCCUCCACCGUCAGACCCUCCACUGAGCCCAGUCCUUUGACAUACUCCAGUUUUGUGGGUUUAGUCAUUUUUACUUACAAAUUUACCUUUUUGUAUUUUGCAACUUAAAUGUUUCUGGUUUCUGGUUCAUUGUAAAUGGAUGCAAAGACUCCUUUGAAGCAGAAGUCCCGGGCAGCAGGACAGGGAUGAGGAGUGCCCAGCUGCCAGCGCUGACAUCUGCGGUUUCCUUGGCGGGGGUGGGGGCUUUGUUGAUUUCAUUUUGAGGAAAUGUCUUGGAGUGAAUUUUAGGUUUCUGAAGCUAAUUUGUUUUAGAGGAAUUUUGUUUAAAAGCAAAUGAAUUGUCCUGAACUUUCGGGUGAUCCUUCACAAGUUUUCUGAAAAUGAAAACAAAUGAUCAGUUAUGUGAAAGCAUUUUUCAGUGAAAAUGUUGGCCUUUUAUGAAAACCAGAGGUUGCUAGUUGAAAGCAGUACGUGAAUCUUUCAGAUAUACUUGAUCAUGCACAAACAAUAUGUUUUUUUCUCUUAAACUGGAAAUAAGUCUGUAUCUGUUAGAAAAAUGUGGCCAAAAAAAUGUGACUCUGAGAAAUUUCUCUUUGCCAAUAGUUUAUAGCAGAUACAUUGAACCAAAGUGAUUUGAGUUUGUAAAAAUGUAAAAUAGUGUAAGCAAAAUUUGCACUAUACCAGAUUUGAACAUCUAGCGAGAUUCACAUUCAUACCAAGUUUUCAACUUUGUGGUUUUUUUUGCAUUCAUUUUUUACUUUAUUAAAGGUUCAAAACCAGUUGUUGUA